Molecule: messenger RNA, 603 nt
Organism: Mytilus californianus (California mussel)
Lineage: Eukaryota; Metazoa; Mollusca; Bivalvia; Mytilida; Mytilidae
Exons: 3
Coding region: 1-603 (200 amino acids)
Source: RefSeq, a predicted model, not a curated record
AUGGUUGCAAAAAGAAAAUCAACUAAACAAAAGGCUACAUUUAAACAAGGAAACAUACUUUGGAAGAAAGAUAAGGAUUCUGGAUCAAAAUCAUCAGAUGCAGACAGCAGUUCUUCUUCGUUAAAUGGGAUUGCUUACAAUAAUGAUUCUUGUGCUUCAUGUCAUUCUUCUGAUCUUCAUCUUUCUUAUUCUGCUGAUCCUCAUUCUUCUCACUCUACAGAUAUUCAUUCUUCUGAUUCCAUUAGUAUUUCAAGACCAGAUAAGUCAAUUUAUGAUGAAGCCCUCAACACAGAGUUUUUUUUUCUGUCUUGUCUGAACAUUCAACCACCAUCUCUGACUCUAAUUCAACGUAAGGUUAGCAAGAUCUGUGACAAAAUGCUUUCAUUAAAUGAAAAGUCUAUGGUUGAAAAUCAGCUGUUUGUUAAAAAUGUGGACGAUAUGCUGGGUCACGACCAAUUUAUUGAUGUGGAAACAGAUACAUCAUAUAACAAUAGGCCUCAAGCUGGUGGUGAAGCAGGUACGCAAUCUUUUACUCCACUAGUUGAGUUAAAUACUACAAAGAAGUUAACGAUAGCUUUAGAUGAACAUGGUAAAACGGGAUGA